AUGGUGAAAGGAAGUGAGAGCAGUGCAGUUCCUGAACCGGUUGUGGAUGCAGCCAACACCACUCUCUCCAACCUCCAACAACUCCGAACGCACUUUAACGACUUUUUGUCUCUCUCCGAUCCUCAAACCCUCUCCCAAAUGCCCCCUCUUCAACGCGCUCACACCCUCUUCAUCCUCACCAAAAUCACUUCUACCCUUCUCGCAUUGAAUUUGAGGUGUAGCGGGGUCCACCCAGAUGAUCAUCCCAUUAAAUCAGAGCUCGACAGGUUGAACUUGUACGAGGACAAACUGGGACGUUUGCUUGAUUUGAGUAAAGCUCCACUGCGACCUUCUACUACCUUGAAUUAUCAGGCGGCUACUCGCUUCAUAGAACACUCUCUGCCUGACCUAACUUCUGAGCAGAGGGAAAAUAUGAGGAACAUUAGUAGAGGGGAGAGAUCAAAGACGAACCAUCUGGGUCGGGCAGGUCAAAAGAGGAAGUAUCAGUCUUCUGAAAAACAAUCAGUUAAAGCAGCUGCUAAGGAUUUUUUGGAGAAAGCAGCCCGGGAGCUUCUUGGUGAUAACAGUGGCAGUGUUAAGGGGCCAUUGCAAGUCGAUAUGUUGGAUGAUGAUGACAAUGAUGAUGAUGAUGAACAGUCCAUUUGUCAUCAUCCCACUAUGCACUAUACUAUAGCAUUUUGGGAUCGUUCACUAUGUGCCACUGUUAUUUCGGGGUUGAUAUAUGACUGGAGAGGGAAUAUUUCUUUGGUUUUAUACACAGACUCCAACCUCUAG
This is a messenger RNA of Sphenostylis stenocarpa, 774 nucleotides long. The record is from the annotation of a GenBank genome assembly. NCBI's taxonomy places the organism in Eukaryota, Viridiplantae, Streptophyta, Magnoliopsida, Fabales, Fabaceae.